AAUAAAAGAGUCCAUGAAAUGAACCAUCUUCCUGUUGGUCGACAUAGUUGAAUCUCUAAAAUGGCAUCUUCAUCAAAACCCAUCAUCACGUUGGUCUUCAUCCCCAUACUUGUCUCAUUCUUUGGCACUAUCUCCCAUGGCACUGUCGUUGAAACUGAUAACAUAACCACCACAAACGUUGGUGUAAUCAUCGAUGUUAAUUCUCGUAUCGGCAAAGAACAAAUGACAGCCAUGAAAGUAGCUGUUGAUAACUUCAACAACAAGCUCUCUCUCUAUUUCAGUAGCUCCGGCGGAGACCCCUUGCAAGCAGCUUAUGCUGCUGAUCAACUAAUUAAGGAGAAGCAAGUGCAAGUGAUUAUAGGCAUGGAGACAUGGGCGGAAACAGCUUUAGUAGCCAAAAUCGGAAACCAAGCACAAGUUCCAGUUAUUUCACUUGCAGCUGCAAUUGGAGCUACCAAAACGACUCAAUGGCCUUUCUUGAUACAAAUGGUUACUAACUUUUCUAAUCAGAUGGAUUGUACUGCAGCUCUGGUUCACUCAUUCAAGUGGCGAAGGGUCAUCGUUGUCUUUGAAGAAGACAUGUUUUCCGGUGAUUCCAACAUGCUAGCUAUGUUAUCUGAUGCACUUCACAAUGUUGGCUCAGUUAUUGAGCAUCAUUUAGUCAUUCCACCAUUUCAAUCUCUAUCUCAUCCCCUAGAGUUUGUUCGUGAGGAGAUGAUGAAAUUGAAUAACAUACAACCUAGAGCUUUCAUCGUUCUUCAAUCAUCAUUACAAUUUACUAGUCUCUUGUUUAGUGAGGCAAGGAAGAUGGGAUUCAUAGGAAAAGACUCAGCUUGGGUAAUUACAGACACCAUUGCAAGCUUCUUGGAUUCUGUUAAUUCUUCUUUCAUCUCUUCUAUGGAAGGUGUUUUUGGAAUCAAGAUAGACUAUUCGGAAAACACUACUUCAUUUCAAGAUUUCAAAAAACAAUUUCAGCAGAGCUUCCGAUUUGAAUAUCCAGAAGAAGAUAACUCUAACCCUGGCAUUUAUGCUCUGAGAGCAUACGAUAGCAUUGCAACUGUUAUAGUCAAGGUUCUAAAUAUCGACCGGUACGUCCCGUACCGGCCGGUUCGUACCGGAAAAUGGGAUGGCCGAGUCGGAUACUCACCGGUAUACCAGCGAGAAUGAAUUUCACGGCCGUAGCGUCCGAGUCCCGGUACGUAACGGCCUGAAACCGAUACAUUGGGCGAUACGGUCCGAUACAGCUUGGUUGUCGCCGGUACGGAUGAAAUAAAGCGCAGAGAGCUGCUCGUCUCCGAUGCUGUUUCUGGUUUUGGAUUGCUGGUCUUCGCUAAAGUGGGAGUGCAACUGUGCAACUAUAAGGUUCACGACGAGGUCGUGAUGUUCUUCGGCGGCAUCCGGCGUGUUUCAAAAUCCUUUCUGGGUCGUGCGCCAUUGAAGCUUUGAGGCUACAGCAGCAAGCAGCCUUUAUAUUCAUAUUUUAUAUAAAUGUCUAGUGAUAGUUUUGGGCCAAAAUAUUUUACUCAAGAUAGUUGGUGGGUUGUUUUGGGCAAUCUUGGCCCAUAUGUUUUUUAACCAACUCGUGGGUCUAGUUGGUAAUACCACUGGGUUGGUGUACUGGGUAUACUGUCUAGUUGGUAUACUGUUGUGGGCCAAAUUUGCAAAAAUGAUAAAAUUGAGUUUUGGGCCAAAUUUGCAACUUUGGUAUACUGUCUAGUUGGUAUACUAUUGUGGAUUUAUUUUAAAUCGUAGAUAAUUGUAAGUUAUAAUUGAGACUAAAAUAAAUACAUAUCAUUUAGUUAAAAAUGAGUUAAAAGUGCCCAUAUAUAUCAAAAUUUUGAU
Camellia sinensis is the source of this 1842-nucleotide messenger RNA. The record is from RefSeq and is a predicted model, not a curated record. NCBI's taxonomy places the organism in Eukaryota, Viridiplantae, Streptophyta, Magnoliopsida, Ericales, Theaceae.